Molecule: messenger RNA, 921 nt
Organism: Neoarthrinium moseri
Lineage: Eukaryota; Fungi; Ascomycota; Sordariomycetes; Amphisphaeriales; Apiosporaceae
Exons: 5
Coding region: 1-921 (306 amino acids)
Molecular function (GO): oxidoreductase activity; zinc ion binding
Source: RefSeq, a predicted model, not a curated record
AUGGCUUCCAACUCAGAAAUACCCAAAUCGAUGUUUGCUUGGAGGAAGCAUAGAGGCAAUCCGGAGCCUGGACAUGAAGGCUGUGGGCAGAUUGUUCAAAUUGGCCCUGAAGUAACUGGCACAAAGUUCAAAAUAGGGGACAUUGUUGCCUUGCAUGCAGUUUCAGGGUGUGCGAUGCCUGACUGCUCGGAAUGCUCCAGAGACCUCAGCCAAAUAUGCGAGAUUGGCCACCAUUCGGGCAUCGGGCAAGACGGCUUUUACGCCCCAUAUGCUGCAAUCGAGAGUCGAGGAGCUGUCCUUGUGCCAGAAGGAGUUACCCCCGCGGAGGCCGCGGUAGCCACAGAUGCUGUCACGACGGCAUACCAUGCCAUUCAUCGGCGCGGGGAAGUUAAAGCUUCGGAGACGUGCUUCCUCUUUGGCCUAGGUGGUCUAGGGUUCAACGCCUUACAGAUUGUCCACAACAUUGGCGCUAGGGUUAUCGUGUGCGACAUCAGACAAGAACGUCUCGAUGAAGCUGCCAAGUUGGGAAUUCCCAGUAGCGAUAUUGUCCCAGUUGGAAAGUCACCUCAGGAGUUUGUGAUGGAGAAUGACUUGAAGAUCGAUACUGUCUUAGACUUUGUAGGAACACACCAGACAUUCGAGGAUGCACAACACAUUGUCCGACGAGGGGGAAAACUACUCUGCAUUGGAAGUCUUAACACGGAGAACGUGAUCCACAUGAAGAUUGGGACGAGAAAGAGGUUGAGUUACAUCUUCUCCUACGGUGGGCAAGUUCGAGAUCUUGAGGAAGUUCUCCAGUUGAUAGCAGAAGGAGCCAUUCGCCCCCAGGUGAAACCGGCGAGAUUGGAGGAUUUUCCGGAAAUACUUAAGCAGCUAGAAGAAGGAAAAGUAGAGUCACGAAUAGCUUUGAUGCACGAUUAG